This is a messenger RNA of Pseudomyrmex gracilis, 2188 nucleotides long. RefSeq names its product inhibitor of nuclear factor kappa-B kinase subunit epsilon-like. Gene Ontology annotation, molecular function: protein serine/threonine kinase activity; ATP binding. Gene Ontology annotation, biological process: peptidyl-serine phosphorylation. The transcript is spliced from 3 exons. Lineage: Eukaryota; Metazoa; Arthropoda; Insecta; Hymenoptera; Formicidae. Bases 360 to 1961 code for a protein of 533 amino acids. Gene Ontology annotation, cellular component: cytoplasm. The record is from RefSeq and is a predicted model, not a curated record.
ACAAGAGCUUGGCAUUUGCUCCUCUCGUGAAAGGGCAACACGCUAUUUAAGCAAAGAAGAGUGUAAUAUCUGUAUAAUACAUCAUAAAAAAACAACACAUUUUAAAUGUAAUACCUUAAAACCAACUGUGGAAACUACUCUAUCGUAAUACUCCGUGAUCACGUGUGGAAACCACGGUUUUAAUCCUAACUUCAAUGAAGACUUAGAAUGACGUAUGGACUAGCUGAUUUAAAUCCGUUAUAUUUGAUGUAUUGACAAGUGUCAAUAUGAGAAGAUAAAAUAACGUAAAGUCAACAUUAUCACAUAAAAUAGUGAAUAGUAGGUGAAAGUCGUUUUCACUCAUAUCUAAAAUAUUAAAUAUGUCUUUUCUUCGUGGCUCUGCCAAUUAUGUUUGGUGUACUACUAGCGUGCUUGGCAAGGGUGCGACUGGCGCGGUAUUCCAAGGUGUUAACAAAAAUAAUGGAGAACCUGUUGCGGUCAAGACCUUCAAUCAGCUCAGUCAUAUGCGACCACCUGACGUGCAAGUGAGAGAGUUUGAGGUCUUGAAAAAGGUCAAACAUGAAAACAUUGUUAAAUUGUUGGCGAUUGAAGAAGAGCAAGAAGGUAGAGGUAAAGUAAUUGUAAUGGAACUCUGUACUGGAGGUAGUCUUUUCAAUAUCCUCGACGAUCCGGAAAAUACUUAUGGUCUCGCUGAGAGUGAGUUUUUAUUAGUAUUGGAACACUUGUCAGCUGGAAUGAAGCACUUACGUGACAAUAAUUUAGUUCACAGGGAUUUAAAGCCAGGUAAUAUAAUGAAAUUUAUUGCUGAUGAUGGCAGUACGAUAUACAAGCUUACUGAUUUCGGAGCUGCUCGUGAAUUACAAGAAGAUCAGCAAUUUGUUUCUUUGUAUGGCACUGAGGAAUAUUUGCAUCCAGAUAUGUAUGAACGUGCUGUUCUGAGAAAACCUGUUGGCAAAACAUUUGGUGCAACUGUUGAUUUAUGGUCUAUAGGUGUGACACUUUAUCAUGUAGCAACAGGAAAUUUACCUUUUAGACCAUUUGGUGGACGAAGAAACAAAGAGACCAUGUUCUAUAUCACAACAAAGAAAGCAUCAGGUGUGAUAUCUGGACUACAAACUUCGGAAAAUGGACCAAUCAUAUGGAGCACAGAACUGCCUCAAACCUGUCAGUUGAGCACUGGUCUUAAGAAAAUAGUCACACCAUUACUGGCUGGCUUGUUGGAAGUAGAUCCACAAAGAAUCUGGAGUUUUGAUCGAUUUUUUAAUGAAGUUACAGACACGCUUUGUAGAAAAGCUAUUCACAUAUUUAAUGUUCAUAGAACUAAUUUGAUUAAGGUGUUUCUACAUCCGGAAGAAAAGCUGGUUGCUCUGCAGAUACACAUUCAAGAGCAGACUGACAUUGCACCUCAAGCGCAAAUUCUUCUUCUAGGAGAAAUUCCUCUUGUAAAUCUUGUUGAAGAAUCUACAUCUGGCAAAGGAUAUCCCAAUACUAGCAAUGACAAGCCGUUGAUACUAUUCUCACGAGAAAAUAAUAACGUCGUAUUGCCAGUAGAAAACGAACUGCCUAAAUUUCCCGUUUUUGCGAAUCUUGUUUCUGUAGAGAAUGAUGCGAGCCAAGCCAAGGUUGCGUGUUCAGUCGGACAUGUUUGUAAACGUAGAAUUGACAAAUUAGCAUUGUGUAGUAAAUUGUUGAGAGACGCCAUAGAAGCGUUCAGCGGAUUUUUGUCUACAGAACUUACUCGAGUCUUGGGAAAGUGUCAGCAUUCGAAAGAAUUCACAAAAACUAUAGAAGACACUGUUUUGGCGAUAGAAAGAUGCGAGAGUUUUGCCAGGUAUGUGUUUCGAAAAUUUGGAAGUCAAAUCGUGAUAGAAGUGAAAAAUUGGCGAAAAGAAUUGGACAUAAAAAGCAAAGAUCUUGUGACUGGAUUAACCCCAGCGAUAAUGCAACUUCAUCAGAGGUAAAUAAUUAUUGUAAAUAUAUACAAGGUGUCCCAUCUUAAAUAUCUUGUUUAUUUUUUAUGAUACAAAACAAUGUCAGAGGAAAACAUUAUUUAGUUCAAAGGAGCAAAUAUUCUGAUACGCAUCAACUUUUUCUCAAGAUCAUAUUUUUGAAAUUUUAAGGUUACCAAUGUUUAAUAGCGAGCAGAACAGGUGUAAAUAUAUACAAACUAUAAAGGGCCUUCUACAAU